AGGAAGUAUAAACACCUGACAGGUAGAUAACACAGGUGUGUCACGUGAUCACAGUACAUAGAGACUGCACUUGGAGAUCGAUCAAGGACGGCCACCAUUAUUGAAAUCAGUCAAAAAAUCUAAUGAUGGACCUCUGUACCAGUGCCCAGGACGUGAUGCGAUGUGACCUGUGUGAGACAGCUGUGGUACAGAUGCACUGUGAUACAUGCCUUGUCAACCUGUGUACAGCUUGUGUAGGAAAACACAUGAUAUCUGAUGAAUCCAAGGAUCACAAAGUUGUUAAAUUUCAGGCCAGGAAAUCCACUCCCCUCUACCCUGUAUGUACAUCUCAUAACAAAGAUCGAUGUGAAAUGUACUGUAAACAAUGUGACAUACCUGUCUGUCUUAGCUGUCUUGCAUCAAAACAACAUUUAGGUCAUGAAUUGUCUAAAAUCUUGCAAGUUCUGGAUGAAAAGAAGGACAUAAUUAUAAAAGAAAGAAAUGAAUUAAUUGAUACAAUUUAUCCAACUUACCAGGACAUUGCCUCUGAUGUACAAAACAGAAUGAGUCAGUUUGAAAAGGAAUAUGGAGAUCUCUCAACAGCCAUAACAAAACAUGGAGAGGACUGGCACAGAGAAAUUGACAAACUUGUCAAGAAACUUAAAGCUGAAGUUGAUGUCAUGAAAAACACACAGUUACAAACUCUACAGAAACAUCUGGAUGAAAUAAACAAGACAAUGUCUGACAUCAAGGAAGAAAUCAAUUCAAUGGAAACUGUAACAGACACUAAUGACUUGUCAAAACUAUUUAGUGUCACAUCCAAUGUACACACAUACAGAAAUCUUCCACACAAAAUUAUGCCAUCUUUACCCAAAUUCAUUCCAGGAAAAAUCCAAGGAGAAGAACUUAGUAAACUGUUUGGAGUUUUAUCAUCAAAUUCUUUAACAUCAGAUAAAUAUGGGUACAGCAUGAAGACACCACAGAAAUCACCAGAAGCUGGAUCCUCUCCUCCAGUCAAACAGCUGCUUGAUAAACCAAGAACUGUCACCACCAUAGACACUGGGUAUGGAAACCUUUGCAAUGUGGCCUGUCUGAGUGAUGAAGAAAUCUGGACAUGUGGACGUGGCAGCAUCAUGAAACUCUACAGCAUCAACCAGGGAUCACUACUCAAGUCAAUCACAACCAAGUCAGGGAACAGACCAUAUAGCAUAGCAGUGACAAAAAGUGGAGAUCUAGUUUAUACUGAUUACAAUGAUAGAACUGUGAACAUUGUGAAGAAUAAGAAGAUAGAGGAGGUGAUCAGACUACACAACUGGAGACCUAUAGGUGUCUGUAGUACCUCCUCUGGUGACCUCCUGGUUAUCAUGGACAGUGAUGAUAACAAACAAUCAAAAGUUGUCCGUUACUCUGGCUCCACAGAGAAACAAAGCAUUCAGUUUGAUGAUAAAGAUAAACCUCUCUAUUCACCUAGUUCUGAUUAUCUAAGAUACAUAACUGAGAACAAGAACCUGGAUAUCUGUGUGUCUGACUUGGGAGCUAGAGCAGUAGUGGUGGUCAAUCAGGUCGGGAAACUGAGAUUCAGGUACACUGAACAUACUCCUGCUCUAAAGAACAAACCAUUCAGUCCACUAGGAAUCACCACAGACAGUCAGAGUCACAUCCUUAUAGCUGAUUUUAACAAUGAAUGUGUCCACAUCAUAGACCAGGAUGGACAGUUCCUCCGUUACAUAGACUGUGGACUGAGUGAUCCCCUGGGACUAUGUACAGAUACAAAUGACAAUCUGUUUGUUGCUCAAUUGGUAAACAAACAAGUGAAAAAAAUCAAAUAUGUACAGUGAAAUGCAUAACUGUGUUGUAUUCUAUGUAAUUAACAAGGUAUGUAAUAUAACUGAUGUAUCAGUAUGCUGCUCUAUUAAAUCUUACAAUAAUACAUAUUUCAAUCUUAUUAUCAA
This is a messenger RNA of Saccostrea echinata, 1931 nucleotides long. RefSeq names its product tripartite motif-containing protein 2-like. Lineage: Eukaryota; Metazoa; Mollusca; Bivalvia; Ostreida; Ostreidae. The record is from RefSeq and is a predicted model, not a curated record. The coding region runs from base 123 to 1817 and encodes 564 amino acids. The transcript is spliced from 2 exons. Gene Ontology annotation, biological process: proteasome-mediated ubiquitin-dependent protein catabolic process; protein polyubiquitination. Gene Ontology annotation, molecular function: ubiquitin protein ligase activity; protein binding; zinc ion binding.